This is a messenger RNA of Fusarium venenatum, 669 nucleotides long. RefSeq lists its product as uncharacterized. NCBI's taxonomy places the organism in Eukaryota, Fungi, Ascomycota, Sordariomycetes, Hypocreales, Nectriaceae. The record is from RefSeq and is a predicted model, not a curated record.
AUGUCCCGCUUUCCAGAUAGCUACUAUUAUGCUUCUGGUCAAAAGGAUCAUCCGUCGUACUUCUACGAAGGCUCGGCUCCCUCUCGCAAGUCCUAUAGCGAAUACUACGCUGACAGACAAGAGGUUGAGCGAGUCUUUCGCAAAGCUAAGGCAACGAAAAUGACUUCAUGCUUUAAAGAUGACGGCGUCGGGCUUGGCAUCAUGUACCCUGACGAGGAAGAGGAUGAAGAAGUAGAGUGCAUCUUUGAACCACAAGCCUCCUUCUUCUGCAAUGUUCCUGAAAGUGCACUUGCGUCUCUUCCUCCCGCGCCAGUACCAGCAUACUAUGCGCAUGUGCACGAGUAUCAGAACACAGACUCAACGCCAAAGGCAAACUCAAAGCCCAAGGCAUUCUCGGCCAGUAGUUUUAGAGAUGAUUACUUGUCUCUCUAUUGCUGUAAUGGUCAGAGAAAUUCUGUCACCUCCGGCACUGUGACUCAUGUCAAUGCUGUUGAGGUUGCUCAGGUCGCUGAGAUCUCUCCUGUUAAUGAAUUGAAUCCUCGCGAUUCUAGUUGUUCUUUUACUCGGUGUCUUGAGAAAGUCGUCAGUCCCAAAACAUACAGCAAGUUAUUUAAACGCGCUGGUCAAAAACUGAGGUCACGCUCAAAGGAGAGAUUGGAGAGUUGGUGA